AUGAACGCAUUUCCCGCAACUAAAAAAUAUGAUGAAAUUGUUAGUAAAAUUAAUGAAGGAAUAAAAUUGGUACGUGAUUUGGCACCAUUCACACCACAAACAAUUCUUAUCAAGCAUCCAACAAUGGAAUAUUGUUGCUCUCUAAAAGGUUACGGAAUUGACAAAAUCGAUUAUGAUGUCAUUUCCUUCAAUGAACCAUCAUUCAAUGCUUAUCAUGUUAACGAAGCAUCGAUCAAAUAUAUUCAUUCUAAAAUUGAGGAACUCAGUAAACAUUCAAGCAUUUGCACAAUCGCUAUUACAGGAGAAGAUAUGUCAUUUUCAGAUGAUAAAGAUGAUAUUGUUGAUGAAGAUCAAAAGAAAGAAAAGAAAAAGAAAAAAUUUGUUUCCUUUCCACAUACUUUUGCAAAAUGUGAUUCAGUUUUCAGCAAGCCAAAGGAUUAUUCACAUUUGGUAAUAAUUUCAAAAAAAAUUAUACCCAAAGCAGAAAGAAUUACAUGGAAAGUAAACAAACCUCCAGAAAAAUGUACUCCAGAUCCUAAUUCCACAAAACAAUGGGAGGAUAUCUUUCCAAAUGCAGUUUGUGUUAAUAAAACACCAUGGGUUUUAUUUUACCCCCAGAGAUAUGCCAUUGAAUAUCGUUCAACAAAAGAUAUUCCAAAUAUUCCAAAUCGAAGAAAUCAAAUUAUCAAAUUAUUAGAAUUCGCUCCAAUAAUUGAAGAAUUCAGCAAGAAAUGUGUAGAUGGACAAAAUCUUAUCAAUGAUGUUAAUCUAGAAAUUACAAUUACAGGCACUCUUGAUUAUGAUAAAGUAAUUGAAUUAAAAUCAUCCUUAGUCAAGGCCAAUCAAAUGCCAACAAUUCAUCAAUUAAAUGAACUUAAAAUAAUGUUGGAGGAAGAUCCUGAUUUGUACACUGAAAUCGCAAGGUAUCAUAAUAUUGAUGUAAGGCUUUUGGAAAUCCGAAACGUUAAUAAAUUGCUUGCUUUGGAUAAAAUCACUAAAUUUAAACAAAUUCAAUCCAUCCAAUUCAUUAAAAAUUGCGCAACAUUUAAAAUUCCUAGUACUGAUGAUUUAUCGAGUGAAUUCCUCAAAUUCAUGAAGACUUUCAAAGUUUCAAGGCAUGAAAUUCUUUCAACUUAUGAAGUUCAAAUUAAAAACUUGAACUCGUUCAACCUACAAAAAGAUGAAUUUAUGAAAAAAGUUCAAUCUGUUUUAGAGCAUUUUAAUGGAGUGAUCUUCAAAGUAUCGAAGUCUAAUAGAGAUUUUGAAAAUGGAUCAGUAACAGUAACAGUUCCAAAGGAAUUUCUUGAACCAUUAAUUGCAAUGCUGCGUAACAAGAUUUCAAACAAAUUUAUUUUGAAAAUUCCUGAAGAAAUAGUUCCAAGCUAUUUGUUGAAUUAUCGAGAAGUACUUAAUUCAUUAUCAAAGUACUUUGAAUCCAAGAAAAUAAAUUUGAUAAAUGAUGAUUAUGAUUUCUGUGGAUUUUUGGAAGAUGUUGAGCGUGCAGAGAAAGUAUUAUUCGAGGAUCCUCCAAAACUUCCGGUAUACUCUGUCAAAAUUCCACCAGAUUGCAAUAUAAAAUCCCUUGAAAUUGCCAUCAAGGUCAAAACAGUUUCUAUCAACUUGACAAAAGAUUCAAUUUCCUUAUCGUUCCAAUAG
Messenger RNA from Trichomonas vaginalis G3, 1656 nucleotides. RefSeq names its product tissue development protein family. Bases 1 to 1656 code for a protein of 551 amino acids. NCBI's taxonomy places the organism in Eukaryota, Parabasalia, Trichomonadida, Trichomonadidae. The transcript has a single exon. The record is from RefSeq and is a predicted model, not a curated record.